UUCGAGGUGACCGAAACUUGAACCCCACGGCAUCCAAAUUCCUCGCGCAGGUACAUAUAGCACGCCACGCGAUCCCCCACGCCGUCAGACGGUCCCAUUAUUUCCCCUCCCGCAAAUACCGGUUUUGUUGCCAAACGGCCAGAGUUUUACUCCCCCAAAAUCCAGCGAAUAGAUCGACGGGAGGGUGAGGCGCUCGGGGAUAUAUGUCGGGGCGGUCGACCCGGAUCGCGGUGGUGGUGGAGGAACGGUGCCGGCCAAGCAAGUGCGGCCAGCAGUGCCGCAAGCGGUGUCCCGUCAACGCCACCGGGCGUCAGUGCAUAGAAGUUACUCCAUCAUCGAAGGUGUCCUUAAUUUCGGAGGAACUAUGCAUUGGAUGUGGUAUCUGUGUCAAGGUGUGUCCAUUCAAUGCUAUCCAAAUUAUUAACUUGCCAAAUGGUCUUGACAAAGAGACGACACAUCGGUAUGGACCGAAUUCCUUUAAGCUUCACAGGCUUCCUGUUCCAAGACCAGGGCAAGUUUUGGGCUUGGUGGGGACAAACGGUAUCGGGAAAUCGACUGCGCUUAAUAUUUUGGCUGGGAAGUUGACACCGAACUUGGGAAAAUUCACUGAUUCCCCAAAUUCGGAUGAAAUUUUGAGCUAUUUCCGUGGAUCUGAACUUCAGAAAUACUUUACACGUCUAUGGAAAGACAACAUGAAGGCAACUAUAAAACCUCAGUAUCUUAACGUUCCAAAAUCUUUUAGAGGGAAGGUUGGGGACUUUCUUAAUACGAAAGAUGAGAGACAAGUGAAGGACAAAUUGUGCGAUAUUCUAGAAUUGAAUCAAGUUAUGGACCGCGAUAUCUCAGAUCUAUCUGGUGGUGAGCUCCAGAGAUUUGCAAUAGCUGCUCGUGCUAUGGAGGAAGCAGAUGUUUAUAUAUUCGAUGAGCCAUCCUGCUAUCUUGAUGUGAAACAAAGGCUCAAAGCUGCAGAAGUUAUCCGUUCCUUGCUUCAACCCAAAAGCUAUGUAAUUGUUGUGGAGCAUGAUCUGAGCAUUCUUGACUACUUAUCAGACUACAUAUGCUGUCUUUAUGGGACUCCAGGAGCAUAUGGUGUUGUUACUUUACCCUCUUCAGUCAGAGAAGGAAUUAACAUUUUCCUAAAUGGCUUUAUCCCAACAGAAAAUUUGCGUUUCCGUGAGGAGAAACUUACAUUUAGAGUCACUGAGUCUACUAAAGAGAUCAUAGAGGGUCAGAAUUACCAAUGCUACAAGUAUCCUACCAUGAAGAAAACAAGGCGUGGCUUCAAGCUUUCAGUCACACAAGGCAGCUUUAAUGAUUCCCAGAUAAUUGUCAUGCUUGGUGAGAAUGGUACCGGAAAGACAACAUUUAUUCGUAUGCUGGCGGGAGAAGUGAAACCAGACAAAGUAGGUGAUGAGCAGGUUGACAUGCCUGCAUAUAGUGUCUCAUACAAGCGUCAGGAAUUGGUCUCUAAAUACCCCUCUACAGUGAGGGGCCUUAUACACGAGAAAAUACGUGGAUCAUGCACACAAGCUCAGUUCAGAUCUGAUGUCAUGAAACCACUGAAAAUUGAGGAACUCAUGGACAUGCAGGUCGCCAAUCUUUCUGGUGGACAGCUGCAAAGGGUCAAACUCUGUCUGUGUCUCGGAAAGCCUGCUGAUAUUUACCUUAUAGAUGAACCAAGUGCUCAUCUUGAUUCAGAGCAGCGCCUUCUUGCAUCAAAGGUGAUAAAAAGGUUUAUCCUUCACCAAAAGAAAACAGCUUUCAUUGCCGAGCAUGAUUUCGUAAUGGCAGCCUACCUCGCUGACAAGGUUCUCGUUUUCGAGGGAAAACCUUCUGUUCACUGUGCUGCAAAUGCACCAGAACCCCUGGCUUCUGGAAUGAACCGUUUUCUGUCACAUCUAAAUGUCACAUUUAGGACCGAUCCAACAACCUACAGGCCCCGGAUUAACAAGCUAGGAUCUAUGAAGGACACGGAGCAGAAAGCUGCAGGAUGCUACUACUACCUUGAGUAUUAACAAAGCUUUUGCAAAGGGCACCUCUUACUCCAUCAGAACUGGACAGCCCAAAAGCUCGCAUGCGCUGCCAUGCUCACUCAACUCGGUCAUAUCUGCACCCGCAUGCAUCGUCUACCAGUGCCCGCGAAUUGCUUUGGCACCAGGACAUGACUGGCUCGUCUUCGUGGACGAGCAAUAUGAAAUGGCAACUGAAAUCUAAGAUCAGUACUAACUCUCCAAAAGAUUCUUUGAAGGACCUAUUGAUGAAAUCUGGGACGGAUUGGCAUGAAGGUCCCCUUAAUGAGAUUGGUUUGGACAAGUGAUUGUCCCUUAAAGCAGUUCUUGUAAAAUGUUACACCCUUCAGUUAAUGAAGCUUUCAGGAAGCAAGCAAAAAGGAUCAGACUGAAGUCACUCUGUACUGUAGAAGCAUGCCUUCUGGGCUUUCAGUAAACCUUAUAAUUUGGGUUUGUUGUGAUUUUUGGUAUUGUGUUUCAUUGUUGUCAGUCGAGAGAUGAUCUCGACAUUGGUUUUGUUUCACUCAUUACGUUGUUGAACAAAUAAAAGUAUGUACUUCCUCCGUUCAACAAAAGUUGUCUUAAAUUUGUCAAGAUUUGAAUGUAUCUAGACAUGACUUAGUGUAUAGAUGCAUUCAAAUUUAGUCAAAGUUGAGACAUCCUUUGUUGGACGGUGGAAGUAUUCGGUUUUGGUAUAGGCUUUUCGUAUUAUGUUUAUGUUGUUGCUGAUUUCAUUUUAUCUAUUAUGUAUGCUGGUGAAGUAUUACACGUCA
This is a messenger RNA of Brachypodium distachyon (stiff brome), 2782 nucleotides long. Its product is annotated as ABC transporter E family member 2. The record is from RefSeq and is a predicted model, not a curated record. NCBI's taxonomy places the organism in Eukaryota, Viridiplantae, Streptophyta, Magnoliopsida, Poales, Poaceae. The transcript has 14 exons. The coding region runs from base 204 to 2015 and encodes 603 amino acids. Gene Ontology annotation, molecular function: ribosomal small subunit binding; iron ion binding; ATP binding. Gene Ontology annotation, biological process: translational initiation; translational termination; ribosomal subunit export from nucleus.